Messenger RNA from Trypanosoma grayi, 348 nucleotides. RefSeq lists its product as hypothetical. Lineage: Eukaryota; Euglenozoa; Kinetoplastea; Trypanosomatida; Trypanosomatidae. The transcript has a single exon. The annotation marks the transcript as partial. The record is from RefSeq and is a predicted model, not a curated record.
AUGAUGGACCACGAAAACGUGGCUGAGGAAUGCAACAGCAGCUACAUCAUGGAAGCAUGCGCGGGUUCCAAUGACUGCGGCAGUAGUGCCUCUAGUAGCCACGAUAGAGAGCAGCAGGAGCAACAGCAGCAGUUGCUACAGGCGAUGGGCACCCAAGAGGUGCACAACAACCCCUUCCCCAGUUGCGGCUCGAACCCGCUGGAGGACGAGUGGCAGCCGACGUGGGCGCACGCAUUGCCUUCGUCGGGUGGCAGCGAGAGCGCUGCUGGCGUCGCGUGCGUCCGCCCGCCCUCACCGGACUGCGCGGAGUUGGGCGUGCAACCACCGCCGCCGUCGCCGCCAUCUGCC